AUGGACAAGAGAAGAAGUCGAAGUAAGGAAUUAUUGGACCAUAAAAAAGAUAGAAUCAGUGAACUUCCCGAAAGUGUUUUGAGUCACAUCCUAUCCUGUUUGCCAACAGAGGAUGUUGUUAGAACUAGUGUCUCGUCAAGGAAAUGGGAGUACAAAUGGACUUCCAUUUACAACUUAACCUUUGAUGAUAGAAAGAGAUUUUGUUACUCGCACAGGCGGAGGAAAUGGAAGAGGAAGAAGCAGCCUAAAAAGACAGAUUUUAUGAACUUUGUGGACAGAGUUCUUGCUCUUUCUAAGAAUUCAUCGAUCAAAGGGUGUCACCUUUUGUGUCUAGACGUGUAUGAUCCAUUUCGUAUGAAAACUUGGAUCACUGCUGCUCUAAGCUCUAAUGUCCAGAGGCUUCUUAUUUCAUAUGCAGCUAGUUCGAGUUCUAAGUUGAAAAAUCCAAGUGGUUUUGAUGGCUUGUUUCAUUUAAUUUCAUAG
Molecule: messenger RNA, 483 nt
Organism: Coffea eugenioides
Lineage: Eukaryota; Viridiplantae; Streptophyta; Magnoliopsida; Gentianales; Rubiaceae
Product: putative F-box protein At3g58860
Exons: 1
Coding region: 1-483 (160 amino acids)
Molecular function (GO): protein binding
Source: RefSeq, a predicted model, not a curated record